AUGUCUUCACCGCAGACCUCGCCCGUGCACGAUUCCCACCAGUCUACGGUGCCAGACUCGGCUUCGCAGACCCAGAGGCAGCCAGUGCCUUCGUCGCCUCUUUUUAUCGCACCUUCCAGCGACGAUUCCGCUCGGCCUUCCCAAACCCAAGGUUCCAGACAAAGGUACGGUUCCUCUCCGAUCCCGUUCACCUCGUCCGAACUAGGCCAUGAUCUCAACUCCCAGCUUGCCCGCCGCAGCCACCACAGCAGGGGAGACGUCCACUCCUCUGACAUCAUGUCGUCUCCUAUGAGAAGACGGUUCUUCGAUAACUCCAAUCCGCAAGGCACUCUGAUGUCCGAUUCGCAGCUUCCCUCUGAGUCUCAGCUUUCUUCCGUUCAACAGCUUUCUGACUCUGGCUCUAUCAACCCAGACGAGCCCGUCAGAGUCAUCUGGGGUACCAACGUUUCGAUCCAGGAGUGCUCGGACAAUUUCAGAACGUUUUUAAUGUCGUUCAAAAUGAAAUAUCGCAGAAAACUGGAUGAGGCAGAUAGCGAUGACCCGGCAGACGACUCUUUGUACUACGUCAAGAUCCUCAACGACAUGAGGGAGUCUGGCACCACCAACCUGAACCUCGACACCAGAAACCUGCUGGCGUACUCCACCACCAAGAAGCUCUACUACCAGCUCAUCAACUAUCCGCAGGAAGUCAUUCCGAUCAUGGACCAGACCAUCAAGGACUGUAUGGUGUCUCUUGUUCUUGACAAUUCGUCCAACACGGACCCGCAGGACCAGCUGGUCGACGAGAUAGAGUCGAACGUGUACAAAGUGCGUCCGUUCAACAUCCAGAACCAGAAAGGUAUGCGGGAGCUCAACCCUGUCGAUAUCGACAAGCUUGUGACCGUGAAGGGACUUGUGAUCCGGUCUACACCCAUCAUUCCCGACAUGAAAAUUGCGUUUUUCAAGUGCAACGUCUGCGACCACACCGUGGUUGUGGAAAACGACCGCGGAGUGAUCCAGGAGCCCACCAAGUGUCCGCGGCAGAUCUGCUCGUCGCAGAACUCAAUGCAAUUGGUGCACAAUCGGUCUUCUUUCGCGGAUAAACAGGCCAUCAAGCUCCAGGAGACUCCGGACAAUGUUCCGGACGGACAGACGCCUCACUCGAUUUCCCUGUGUGUUUACGACGAGCUUGUUGACGCCACAAGAGCGGGAGACCGUGUGGAGGUGUGCGGUAUCUUCAAAUCCGUGCCUGUGAAGGUGAACGCGAGACAGCGCGCGGUCAAGUCGCUUUUCAAAACUUAUAUUGACGUCGUGCACAUCAAGAAGGUCGACAAGCACCGUUUGGGAGCCGACGUGUCGACACUGGAAAAUGAGCUGAAAGAGCAGCAGGAGGUAGACGAGGUGCGCAAGCUGUCAGAGGACGAGAUCGCCAGAAUCAAGGAAAUUGCAAAGAGAGACGAUGUUUACGAGUUGCUGGCCAGGUCGCUGGCACCGUCAAUCUUUGAGAUGUCUGACGUUAAGAAGGGAAUUCUGCUGCAGCUAUUUGGCGGCACAAAUAAAAAGUUCGCCAAAGGCGGCAGGUACAGAGGCGACAUCAACAUCCUGCUCUGUGGAGACCCGUCAACGUCGAAAUCGCAGAUUUUACAGUAUGUACACAAGAUUGCUCCACGAGGAAUCUACACGUCUGGAAAGGGCUCAUCUGCGGUUGGUCUGACGGCGUAUGUGACCAGAGACAUCGAGACCAAGCAACUUGUUCUGGAGAGCGGAGCGCUGGUUCUUUCAGACGGCGGAGUGUGCUGCAUCGACGAGUUCGACAAGAUGUCGGAGUCCACGCGGUCUGUGUUGCACGAGGUGAUGGAGCAGCAGACUAUUUCGAUUGCCAAGGCCGGAAUUAUCACGACGCUCAACGCCAGAACCUCCAUUCUGGCCUCGGCCAACCCGAUCGAAUCCAGAUAUAACCCGAACCUGCCCGUGACGAAAAACAUCGAUCUGCCACCACCGCUCCUAUCACGUUUUGACCUCGUGUACCUAAUUUUGGACAAGGUGGACGAGAAAAUCGACACACAGCUAGCCCGGCACAUCGCUGGCAUGUUUCUGGAGGACAACAUCCAGACUGCCACCAGCAACGAAAUAUUGCCGAUCGAGCUGUUGAGCUCCUACAUUCAGUACGCCAAGGAAAACGUGUCGCCUGUUUUAACUGAGGAGGCCAAGAACCAGCUGGUGAAAUCUUACGUCGAGAUGAGAAAGCUGGGCGAGGACGUGAGAUCUGCUGAGAAGCGGAUCACAGCCACCACAAGACAGCUGGAGUCGAUGAUUAGGCUGUCUGAGGCGCACGCCAAAAUGCGGCUGUCGCCCGUCGUGGAGCUCGAGGACGUCGACGAGGCCGUCAGACUCACCAAGUCUGCGAUCAAGGACUAUGCUACCGAUCCGCUUACGGGCCGCAUUGACAUGGACCUAGUCAACACGGGACAGACGUCGGCCGAGCGCAAGAUGAAGGAGGACCUUUCCAAGCAGGUGUUCAAUCUGCUGGACGCAAACGGCUCGCUCGCGUACGAUGUGCUGUUGCACAGGAUCAACGAGCAAUCCUCGGCCAAAGUCGAGAAUCUCGAUCUGAGCGAGGUUCUACGCCGCCUGGAGGCGGAAAACAAGGUGACGGUGUUUGGCCAGGGCCACAAGAGAGAAAUCAGAGUGAACAGAGGAGUGGUGUAGACAAAUAAAGCUAUUGAUUAAUAUUCAUUUAUCCUGGUUGCGUUUUCUCGCCACCUCCACGAUCUUGGCCCAGUCAACGCGAUAGAUCACAAACAGCUCCACCAGGCCAAUCAGCAACAGCCCUGUGCCGUUGCCAAUCCACAGACCGACCAGUUCCAUGUCGCGUUGGAAUGCCAGCACAAACGCGAGCGGAACUGCCACCACGUAGUAGCCAAGCAGGCUGAGCACUCCACCGAUCGCCUGGAGUGCCAAUGCCCUCAGCAGUCCAUUGGCGACGCACGCGAGGCCGUCGAACAGCACAAACACGGACACCAGCGGACAUAGACCCGUAAUCAUCUUGAUAACCUGCGGGUCCUCAGUAAAUAGACGUGCAAUAAAUUUUUGUCCAAACAGAAUAAAACAGGAACUCAGCGAGGCACAAGCAACCGACGCACACAGCCCCACGCGAGUGGCUAUUCUGGCCGCAUCAAUAUUGCCUGCGCCGACGAAAUUGGCCAGCCUGGUUGACGAAGCCACCGACAACGCAAAGGGAACCAUGUACAGCAGCGAAACCAGGCUGGAAAGAGCCGAUUGCGUGGCCAGCGCAUCUGUCCCGAAGUACGAGGCCAGCAGCGUGAGAACCUCGUACGCCAGAGACUCGGCAAGAAGCGUGAUUGUGCCCGGAACAGCCAGCAGGGACAGAUCAUACCAAUGCGACAAGGCGUCCUUGGAAAACCCGUCCCAGCACUCCUCUCCGUCGAUGAACAUCACAUAGAGCACGAGGAGAAUGAACAUGAGCCAGAAGUUGAUAACGGCCGCGAUCGGGGCGCCAAUGUAGCCAAAGCCAAGGUAGUAAAUCAGCAGCCAGUUGACCAGAAUGUUGAUGGGCGACGUGAUGAAUAGGAUCAGAGUUCCGGCCUCGAAGAUCUCCUGGGCCUGUAGAAACCGUUUCCCGUUCUCAAAAAGGAUGUACGCAGGACCCCCCAAAAUCAGAAUUCGCAGAAACUGCUGCGAAAGCU
Messenger RNA from Ogataea polymorpha, 3686 nucleotides. RefSeq lists its product as uncharacterized. The transcript has a single exon. Lineage: Eukaryota; Fungi; Ascomycota; Pichiomycetes; Pichiales; Pichiaceae. Gene Ontology annotation, biological process: DNA replication; DNA strand elongation involved in DNA replication; double-strand break repair via break-induced replication. The record is from RefSeq and is a predicted model, not a curated record. The coding region runs from base 1 to 2688 and encodes 895 amino acids. Gene Ontology annotation, cellular component: nucleus; MCM complex. Gene Ontology annotation, molecular function: ATP binding; single-stranded DNA binding; single-stranded DNA helicase activity.